Messenger RNA from Brienomyrus brachyistius, 3313 nucleotides. RefSeq lists its product as uncharacterized. Lineage: Eukaryota; Metazoa; Chordata; Actinopteri; Osteoglossiformes; Mormyridae. The record is from RefSeq and is a predicted model, not a curated record. The annotation marks the transcript as partial. The transcript has a single exon.
CCUAACAGCACGCUGCUCUUCGACAGUGCGCUCCAUGGCAACAGCCUGCGCAACUGCAGCUGCGCCUCUGACAUUCUAGACUGCAGCGACACACUGGCCAAUCUGCUGUGCAGCUGCCGCACAGUGCCCCGCUCCUCGCUGCCCCCUGCUGGCCUCCGUAUGCAGGGCGGCCUGACAGUGUGGGUGCACGAUGGCUGGCUGCUGCGCGAGCUGCUGAACGGCAGCAUGGUGCAGGACCUGCGGCUGUCAGCCUGCGGCCGAGCCGCCCUGUCUCCUCCUUUCCCGCCCCGAUACCUAGCACUGUUCGGCCUACGCAGCCUACGUGUGUUCAGCUCCGCCCCCGGCGCCACUCACCCCGAGCAGGCACUCACCAUCUCUCCGAGCCCAACUUUGGACGUGUCUGGGGCACAGGCCGGGAUGCUCCCAGCGCCCUUCCACGUGUCCUUCUUGGAUGUGUCCGUCCUCGGUGGCCGCUCGUCCCUGAAGGCCUACAGCGUGAACAGCUCCUCUACAGCCAACCUCACCCAGCAUUUCCCCCACCUGCCCUUGCCGCACGCACCCCCUCAGCACGGCCACUCCCAGCAGGCCUGCCUCCUCACAUUUAUCUACUAGAUCUGGGUUGUGUGUGUGUGUGGGGGGGGGGGAGUUCCUGGAAUAAACUAACAAAGGUGUUUGCAUUUACAGCACUAAAGCUUAAUACUGUCUGUUGGAAAGAAAGAAUGGACACACCAAGCAGGACUACAGCACAAGCGAGUCACGGGUCGAACUAAGAGGACCCAGCUGAGCUCUGUGUCCUCAUGCACUGGAUCUCCACUGGAUCUCCGCUGGUUGCUGACAUGCAGUGAAUGCUGGGGAAAUUGGGAUGGACCCCCCCAUAGGGAAGGACAUUCUCAGGCUGGGUUGCUGACGUGCACUACAUGGUUGUCAAUUAUGACAGUCGCCAACUGUUAAUCAGGGUAAUUCACCGUGGGAAAUCCCAGGUACCCAGAACACACGGAAGUGGGGGUCACUGGGUGGGAAUCCAGAGCAUGGUUUUGGUGAAUCGAGCUGUGAGAUAAGCCUCACCCCACGUGUUGGGCAUACCCCAAGCUGCUGCAGUCCGCACUGUGAGUAUGUGUAGCUGCAUGUCUGAGAAAAGGCAGCGUGCCGUUGAGUAACUGAGAGAGCACGUUUGGUCGUGUGUGUCUGCAAGCUUGCCGCAUCUUGCUGACCUUUAGCUUCAUUCCUGCCGGGUACUCUAACGUUAAUCCGCAGUUACAGCAACACAUCUGCUCAUGACUGUUGAAUUAUGGGACCUAAUACACGCCUCGCGUAGCUUGUGAGAGCAUAAAAGGGAUCGACUGCAGCAGUCGCCCCUGGCUGAUUGCUCUGCGUGUUUCUGAGCGUGACUUCAGCUGCUCCUUUUGGCAGGUUAAGAAGCGGCAGUAAUCUAAUCUUUUCAGUACUUCUAGUGUGAUCAGAAUGCUGUUUCGCUCCUCGCUUAGCGGUCGGCUGCUGCCGCUCAGCCUGUUACCGUGCAGCCGCGUCUCCUGCUGGAAUCGGCCUCAUAUUGAUUUGAUUACGUAGCUAAACUAAUGUUGGCUACUUUUGCUGUUGCUUUUACAGGGAUUUAUGAUGGCCUGCUGGUUUUUUCAGCAAGGCUUCAGUUAAAAGUACAAAUGUGGUUUUUACUAAAUCAAAUCAGUUAAAUCCAUUUAUCCAUCUUGUUAUCCAUUUUUCCAACAGCUUAUUGAGCUUAGCGGUGCUGCAGUCCUUUAAAUGCAACAUAAAGUCUGUGGAGAAGAUCAGAAAGGAAAACGGUGGACAGAAUUAUUGUGAGCUGCCAAUCAGGCCGUAAUAUAAGCAGGGGUGGAUUUACCAUCAGGCCAGUGUAGGCAGCCGUCUGGGGCCCCCAGAAUCUAGCAGCCCCAUGACAACAGAAUUCCAGAAGUUACAUUUAAGGAUUUAACAUAAUAUUAUCAUUUAAAUUAUAGAAAUGUCUGUUAUUUACAUCUUUAAAGACAGUUUUCCGGAUAGACAGAGUUGCCUCCCAUCCAAGCAAACUGCCACAAAGCAGCCUAACAGGAGAGGAAAACAGCACAAAGAUACAGGACUAACAUGACAUCAUCUGCUGCGUCUUUGAAACUCUCCCGCUAGCGUGGUAGACAAACCGAGAUCAGACGUGGAGGGAACACAAUUCAAUGAACGUAUGCAAAUAUUUAAGAGAAACCUCAGCCCCGAGGCGGAGUAAAGCAUAGGCUAUCCUAGGUUACAGCCCAGGGCCCCAGCUAAAGAGGAAAGGGUUAAGUUUCUUAAAUUUGGCAGAUCGAUCUGACGGGUCGAUGCCCCCACCCCGAUCAGUGAAUAUUGCUGACAGCACUCCUGCCCCCACUCUGAUCGGUAAGAUUUACCACUGACACCUUGUACUUUGAUUAACAUAUUACUUAUACCCCAUCGUUUUUAAUUCCCUCUCGUUUCUCUUUUGGCUCCAAAUGCCCCACUUGGGGGGGCCUUACUUAUGUCACCCUAGGGCCCCCAGAGAAGUUUUUGACUCAGGGCUGGGCGGGGCCCUAGAGAAACCGUUAAAGCAAUCAGCACUGCUGCAUAUAAGCUGCUUUUGCCCUGUAUGUUAUUAAACCAGGAACAUCAGAACUAGCAGGCAAGCCUAAGUAAACGAUUCACGAAGCGAAACACAAAUGAAUAACAGUCGUUAUAAAUUGCCCUUACAUAAUGUGGUUAAGAUACGGGUGCAUGGAAUUUAAGUUAAAAAUGCUCCAUGGGGCUGGGAUUUACAGCUAAUGGACUUCCUGUCUUGUAGGAGGGUGAUAUAACGGAAAGUACACGGUAAUGACAUUCACUAUUUACAGAAAUAUAAUCAUAUCAUUUAAUGUGCAUUGCGGCACAAAGCAGUCCUGCUGACUAACCCCGCGAUGUCACAUUUAUGUCAGCCGAUCGUGGACGGGGGGGGGGGUGGGAUCAGAAUAUGCGAAAAAACGUCAUCGAUUCAUCUGAAGUAUGAGGCUGACUGUUCCCAGAUCCCCCAACGGGCAUUAAACGUGACAUGAAUCGUACGGAAAUGAAAGAUGUUUAAUAAUGAAUGAUGUGCUGCGUAGUGAAGGCGCAGUGACUGGUAAGAGUGCGCAUGUUCAAAAAUGAAACCGGGUAGACUUCCUUUCCAGUGCUAUUUGUAUAUAAUUGUGCUGUACUUACCUUAAGAAUUAUAUUGAACGUUAGAAUAAUAUUCAAACAUUUUUUUACUCAUUUUUACAUAUUGACGUUUAAUUCUGCCAUGUCUGUACCGAUGUGAUUAAAAAUGAAUGAUGAUUCAAAAACA